UCUCUCUCUCUCUCUAAAUUCUUGGUUCAACAAAAAUGGCGGCCAUGAUCACACGCAGAUUCAGCUCCAAGCUUUCAAGACUCUCUCAUCCUCACUCAUCACUGUCUGCUUCCUCCACCUACCUCACCGCCCAAAAGCUCCAAAACCCUGAAACCCCUAACUGCUUCACUCACUCCUCCAAUUCCACUUUCUCCCCAAAUCCUUUCAAAUCUUCAUCAAACCCCACCAUCACUAUCGAGCGCUACAUAAAAUCAUCAAAUCCAAAACCCAUAAACCCUAAUCUCAUUUGGGUACCCAAUUCAAAUUCCAUUACUCAAAACCCUGAAUUCAAAAAAACAAAUCUUGGUCUUGCUUUUACGCAAUCGUGUCCAAGUUUCAGUACCAAUUUGUACAACCCUAGGUUUAAUGGGUUAUCAGAUCAAAAGCCCAGAUUUUUUUCAACCUCCUCUAGUUCAUCGCCAUCGGAUUCAGAAUCUGAAAAACCCCAAAACCCUAGUGAAUACCCUAGUCAAAACCCUAAUUUCAAGCACCAAGAAAUCGAAGGACCGACGGUGGAGCGAGACCUUUCGACAUUGGCCAAUGAGACCAGAGAUGUUCUGGAAUCGAUGGCGAAAAACAUGUAUAGUCUGAGCAGGGCAUUGGCUCUUCUGGGUUUGGCCCAACUCGGCGUCGGAGCUUGGAUUUCGUACAUUACCAAAUCGACCCCACUGCCGGAAGUUUCAGUUCAGAGCAUUCUGGCUUUCGGGUUGCCGUUUACAUUGGCGUUCAUGUUGAGGCAGUGUUUGAAGCCAAUCUACUUCUUUAAGAAGAUGGAGGAGCAAGGCAGGCUGCAGAUUCUGACUCUCACUCUUCAGAUUGCUAAGAAUUUGAAUGUGUUCUUCGUUCGGGUUCGCGGCGUUUCGUUCUUGUGCAUUGCCGGUUUGUCCGUUGGAGUCUUGUUUGCUGCCCUCACAAGAUGAAGGAUGAGUGAUUAAGAUUAACUCUGUUUUAAGUAUUGUUUUUCAUGAAUUUUGGAAGUUCCAUACUUCCCUAUUACUAAGUUAUCAGUUGAACCUUUUGCAAUGUUGGAAGUUCUUGUUACAUGUAGCAAUUCUAUGGUUUAGUAGACUCUGAAUUUGGAUCACAUUCAAGUAAUGAAAUGAUGAUUGCGUUUA
Molecule: messenger RNA, 1154 nt
Organism: Pyrus x bretschneideri (Chinese white pear)
Lineage: Eukaryota; Viridiplantae; Streptophyta; Magnoliopsida; Rosales; Rosaceae
Exons: 1
Coding region: 36-959 (307 amino acids)
Source: RefSeq, a predicted model, not a curated record